AUGCAGGAAUGUAUCAUUCGCUCUAUGCGUUUCCUAAGUGUGCGUUCUUUCUCUAGUCAUGGAAAACCUCAUGUGCACAUGCCUGAGACUGCAAUGCUUACGAAUAAUGGCACACACCAAUUUAAGCGUAAAGGCUGGGAAUAUUCCGCUUAUAUGGGCAUACUAGGUGGUCCUAUCUUACUAUUUCUGGGUCUUAUGAACGCUCCAGAGACCGAUUCGGAUGUUUUUGCAAGAGAGGAAGUGCUGGCUAAACGCAAAGGUAUCGAGCUUCUCGCACGACGUCCAACUGGUCCAAUAAGUCAACGUGACGCUCUCAAGUCAAGUGACAUUGGUGCAUCACCGAUGCUGAUACACAAAGAGUAG
Molecule: messenger RNA, 363 nt
Organism: Peronospora belbahrii
Lineage: Eukaryota; Oomycota; Peronosporomycetes; Peronosporales; Peronosporaceae
Source: the annotation of a GenBank genome assembly